This is a messenger RNA of Syngnathus acus (greater pipefish), 4345 nucleotides long. RefSeq names its product neuralized E3 ubiquitin protein ligase 1Aa (gene neurl1aa). The record is from RefSeq and is a predicted model, not a curated record. Gene Ontology annotation, biological process: negative regulation of Notch signaling pathway; nervous system development. Lineage: Eukaryota; Metazoa; Chordata; Actinopteri; Syngnathiformes; Syngnathidae. The transcript is spliced from 6 exons. Bases 216 to 1931 code for a protein of 571 amino acids. Gene Ontology annotation, cellular component: plasma membrane; postsynaptic density. Gene Ontology annotation, molecular function: ubiquitin protein ligase activity.
CAUGGCGGGGAGAGGUCUCGUUGAAUGAGGGGGAGUUGUCGUCAUGGACGUGUAGCGACGCUCAAAAGAAGAAGGAGGAGGUGCGGGUCUCUGCUCCAGUGAGGGAGGAGGCGAUAGGCUACCUUUGGAUGGAAGCAUGUCACGAGCGCCGGGCCUUGCGACGAGAGCAUCAGCGUAAUUCACGGCGGCGAUAAACGGCUCUGAGGCAUACAGAAAUGGGUGGUCAGAUAACGCGAAAUGCUUUGUACGACUCCCUCGGUGGGCCCUUCCCAUCCACAUCCCACCGCUGUCACCACAAACCCAAGAGAUGUUUGCCUAUCCAGUGUGGUAGUGUUGGGGGUCCCCUUCCAGCCAGCCCACUUCUCUUUCACCCUAAUGCUAAAGGUUCCCAAAUUGUCAUGGACCUUGCCCAAAAGAUAGUCAAGAGGCAAGGAAGUUUCUGCAAUGCCAUCACCUUCAGCAACAGGCCCAUAGCCUUGUAUGAGCAGGUCCGCCUCAAGAUUACUAAGAAACAAUGUUGUUGGAGUGGAGCUCUGCGUCUGGGGUUUACGUCCAAAGAUCCGUGCAGGAUCAACCCGGACAACUUGCCAAAAUACGCCUGCCCAGACUUGGUGUCUCAAAGUGGCUUCUGGGCAAAGGCUCUACCUGAAGAGUUUGCCAACGAAGGCAAUGUUAUCGCCUUUUGGGUUGACAAGAAGGGCCGUGUUUUCUACCGCAUAAACGAGUCCACCCCCAUGCUGUUUUUCAGCGGAGUCAGAACCACAGAGCCCCUCUGGGCUCUAAUUGAUGUUUAUGGUCUGACCCGCGGGGUGCAGCUGCUAGACAGUGAGAUUGUUCCCCCUGACUGCCUGCGCCCACGCUCUUUCACAACAGUGCGCUCCUCCUCUCUCCGCCGUGAGGCUGACGACUCCCGUCUAUCCGUCAGCCUGUGCGACCUCAACCUUCAGCAGGAGGACGGAGGCAGCUCCCACUCACACCAUCACACGCUCCACCUGGCGUCAGCCUCCUCAACCUGUCCCAUCCCCCAGAACUCCCUCAACUCACAGCAAUCAUCUUUGCUGCCGUCUGCCCUGGAGAGUGAUCUCCACUUCCACCAGUUGCGUGGCGCCCAUAUUAAGACUCUUGAUGAACAGACUGUGGCAAGAUCAGAGCAUUCACGGGAGGAGCGCACUUUAGUUUUCACCAACCGCCCCCUCCAUAUCGGAGAGUGUGUGUACAUCAAAGUCACCAAGUCCAGUCCAGCCCGCUCAGGCUCCCUGUCCUAUGGUGUGACAUCAUGUGACCCAGCUGUGCUGCGCCCCAGUGAUCUGCCAUAUAAUCCAGAGGCUCUAGUCGACAGAAAGGAGUUCUGGGCAGUGUGUCGUGUGCCCACCCCUCUACAGAGCAGUGACAUCCUAGGCUUCUUGGUCAACCAAGAGGGAGAGGUCAUCUUAAGCCACAAUGGCACCAAUGUCGGCAUGCAAGUCUGUGUGGACAACUCACGCCCACUCUGGAUGUUCUUUGGUCUACAUGGUGCUGUCACUCAGCUAAGAAUUCUGGGCUCCACUCAUGUCGGAGACAGACGGGCCGGGUCGAACCCCAGUUCGCCUUCUUCGUCACCACACACUCCAAGUGCCCUGUGCAGCGGCAGCUCAGAUCCCGUCCUCAACCGAGGCAUGUACUCGGCUUCUUACUGCAGCUCAGCGGGGGGAACAAGUCCUAAUUCUCCAGUCAGCCUGCCUAAGUCACCUACGUUCCCAUCGGACCGCGGGCCUCGCUCUGACGAGUGCUCAAUCUGUUACGAGAACACAGUGGACACUGUCAUUUAUGCGUGUGGACACAUGUGUCUUUGUUAUAACUGUGGCCUGAAGCUCAAGAAAAUGUCCAACGCAUGCUGUCCCAUCUGCAGAAGACAGAUCAAAGACAUCAUCAAAACCUACCGAAGUACAUAAGAGCACAUGGUGGAAGCGCAAACUGCCAGAGAUGAGGGAAGGGUUCAAGGGGAAAUCUUGAUACUUUUGAUAAUCUAUCACACUUUCUGUUGCUUGAGUCUGCAACAUUACUCAUUCAGGUACGCUACUGCUGACACGUGGUCUCAUGCAGAAGUCAACAGAUACAGUACAUGCCACAAGUGUUAACCCCCCCACCCCCUCAGGAGACUUCAUAAUAGAAGGCAACUACUAAAACAAUUUCAUCCAAGAUUGCAUUUGUUGAGCCGUGCUGCCACGAUGCAGGGACUGUGCCGAAACCGCCCCCCCCCCCCAACCCCCCUGGGCUGAAUAUUUCAACAAAUCUUUUAAGGACGCGGCACAGAACUCAGUCAACCGCAUGUGUACAUUCUGUCUGACUGAGCCAGUGGAAACAAGCACAACGUUUCAUAUAAGUCAUCUCGCUAUCUCACAACUCGAGUUUAUACUUGGAGAUAGAUGAGUCGGGCUCCAGCAACGCACUGAUGAAAUGAUGACUCAUUGGUGCUGCUAAUCAGUGGUGACAUGUUUAGGAACGGUGCUGACUGUAAUAAGGACUCUUUUUAUCUACUGUAUCUUUAUGGUAGUUCUACGUACUUCAAAUGUUGGUGGUAAGUAUGUUGUGCUAGAUAGCUGCUUGCUCUACAAUGUGGUGUGUUGCGCUGAAAUUGGCAUCUUCAUGGAAAUGCCCCAUUCGCGUGAGACGAUUAAAGAACGCUCAUAGGUUUAAGCCUCCGCAGCUCACAAUUCUUAAAAAAACACAACAGGGAGUGGAUUCUCAGGGCCAAUAUUUUUUUAGGGGGGUUUAUUUGUAAGACGUAAAGACUCUUUUCCCAAACUCUAGUCAUAACUGCCUGAUGCACUGUGAGUAAUCCUGACAUUCACAUCUCCUUAAAAAUAGCUCUGUACGAACAUGUGAAGUCGGGGGAUUGUUGCCAUGGUAUCAGAAGGCAGUACAGUUACGACACAGCGGCCUUAACCAGCGUUUGUUACAAACCGAUGUUUCUGCAAGAAGGAAAAUUACCAAAAAAAUACUCUUGUGUGACUCAAAGCAGUUACAUUUUAUACUCAGUGGAGGAAAAAGAGCACACAAAAUGUUAAUUAUUUUUAUAAAUACGCAGAAGCUCCCAUAUUAUAUUAACAUAUCUUCUUAUCUUUGUGACAGGUUUUCACCAGCAGCAAAGAGCCUUUAUAGAAAUUAAGUUAUUGAAUGAUACCUCUCCCACACUCUCAUUCCAAUGUAUUCUUCGCAAAUCAUUUAAAUGGGGCUCAAAGCUUUGCUGCUAUUGUAUUUGCCAGCUGUCCUUUUCCGGUAAAUGCUGACAAUGGUUAGCUCGGUUCCACACGUCCCUCCACAGUCCGUGCUACUGCUUGAAUGAAGUGUUGAAUCACAUUUGAAUGUUAAUUUAUGUAUUUAGAAUAAAUUAUUGUAUUUUUUAAUGUUGUGGUCAAGUUAAAAACAGUCUGUUACUUCUAGGAUUGUUUAGAUUGACCCCCUUCCUAUCAUUGUUGGGAUUAAUAGUUUUGGUAUUAGUCUGUUUUCUUGAUCUCAACAUUUAAAUGUAUUCUAGUUUUGUAAUAGUACAAAUGGUUUGUUGUACUUUGCUGAAUUGUUGUUCAGAGUUGCAGGAUAUAAAUUUGUAGGUUUAUUACAAUCUCUUAUCCUUUUUUUCUCUGCAAUAUAUUGUGCAUAAACUGACGUUACAGUUGAGUCCAUCCCACAUAGAGCUCUUAUUUUGUGUUAAAGACAUCACUGUGUAUCACUUGUUUGCUGGAGAUAACUGUCACGUCAAGCAAUUGAUUGUAAAUCUGCAAUUGUUCAGGCCCUCAUUUCAGUCAUGGCAUGUUUGGUAUUGUUCGCUCUGACCAAAUCUACACUUUAGUAAAUUCAUCUGCAUUGCAUUCAAUGUAUCAAGACAACGUCAUACUUUUUGGCACCUUUUUUUGGCUGACAUAUUCUGUUUCUCAACUAUUUACGUUUGUAUUCAAAAUGUUCAAAUGGCUCCUUGAAUGUUACUGACCCUAUAAUGUGGUUAUCCCAUCACUCAUGUGAGGGCUCUGAUUUUGCUUUUUUUUUUAAAGUUCUGUUUGGCGUGUUGCAGUUUUUAUAAUGCUACUGUAUGACUGUGUGUGUGUGUGCGUGUGUGUUCAUUACACCACAAUUAAAUUGUCGCUAUGGAUUUUGUGUCAUGUGUGACUGAUCUGUUUACCUCAUGUAAAGUUCAGGACCAACAAUAGACGAGCACUUAUGAAUGUGCAUUUUUAUCCCUCUCAGUUUUGCCAUAGUUGUGACAAGAGCAACAUUCUGAAGUAAUUGGUUAGCUUCUUUUUUCUUUCAACUCAGUUCAAUGUAUUGGGUGAAAUUGUUCAAUAAACUUUCCAUAUGUGCUUGUGGAAAA